CAAAAACGCGAACUGAUCACUGAAGACACUUUCUAACUUGGACGUAAGACUUGCCCAACGCUCCGGACCUUUCCUCACGAUGUUCGGAGCCGGAAAAAGAAAGACCAGACCCCCGGCACGCUAUCGGGACGACGAAUGGGAAGUACCGUAUCAACCACAGGAUGUCUCCACUCCUCGCGAUCGCCUACGUCUCGCAGUACAGAAGGAAUGGCGAGAUGUUACUAGGGAGGUCGAGAGGCUACAGGCAGACAUCGCCGACAUGAACCUGGAGGGUGAAGACGCCGACAACGCAUCGGCAACCCCCCUCCCCCUUCCACGUCGAGGCGUCGUCGAGCGAGACUCACGCACGAUAUCGCGAGAGCUGGACCGCCAUCUUGGCCUGGCACAGAAACGACAACAGACAGCCACUAGAGAUCCGAACCGGCCUUCCCUGAAUGAAAUCCGGGCACUAAACCGCCUGGCGGGCAUCGAUCCGGUCCUCGACUACAUGGGGGAGGAUUUCGCACAACAGACGGCGCCAACGCUUCGUCACAGCGCACAACUACCAACGCAGGAGCAGUUCGAACAGGCACCCGUCACCGAGGACGACCCUGGAAAAGGUAAGCGCAAACUGCUCAGCGGACUCAGCAGAAAAGUACAUGACAAAGUCGUCAAAGAAGUGUACUGGCCUCACGAGUUCGUUUUCAAUAGCCUUACACCGGUCACAGCAGAUAACAUCACAUGGGAUCAAUUGAUUUCUGGGGAGCUGGCCAUCAUCUUCAGCCCAAAGAUAAGCGUCAUUGAGCGCCACAAUAGAUCUCUGAUAUUGCGCAAUCUCAUGUUAGAUGUCCAGGUCUACACCUUUCCCGGCAUCCGGUCAUUUUACCGGACGAUGCUCCUCCACGCAGAGAGGGCUUUGUUUGACCUCGAAUCGACACAGGUACUAACACAUCUGGCUAGGCUGAAGGAGGAGUAUUUACGACGCCCGGCAGUAUCAACAGCCACUACGGCCAACAAGAGUACUACCUCGUCCACCAAGGGACAGUCACAGGCAAGUUCACUCCAGUUCAACCCCUGCUUCAAGUUCAAUGCCGGCACUUGCUCAGAAGAAAACGAUCACCAGGGUGCCAACGGCAUUACCUUACACCACAAAUGUAAGUAUUGCACGAAGUACCGACCAGACGUGUCACUGACUCAUCCAGCUACAUCGUGCAAGUAUGCCAACAAGCAAGAACGCGAUGCCUAUCAGACAGCCAAAGCAUCGAGAGCAUGACUACAGCUCCCUUCAACGGCGGAUCCGAUAUCCUUGCAACCAGAGACACUUUACAACGACCUCUCCCAAGAUUGUCACACGCCAGAAAAAAUCUCUCAUCUUCCUUGUUUGCACAUUCCCACAGGAGAUGGCACGGCUCACGCACAGACAACAACCCAAGCAUACGCAUUGCCUCACAUUAACCCAGCCGUGACCGUCCAGUACACAAACGGUUUAGAACUAUCAACUGAUGCAGCUGCCCACAGUCAGGCCUCCACAACGGCGAUAUCAUCACAGCGGACCCCGACUUCCCCGAUGG
Messenger RNA from Branchiostoma belcheri (Belcher's lancelet), 1550 nucleotides. RefSeq lists its product as uncharacterized. Lineage: Eukaryota; Metazoa; Chordata; Leptocardii; Amphioxiformes; Branchiostomatidae. The transcript has a single exon. The coding region runs from base 80 to 1252 and encodes 390 amino acids. The record is from RefSeq and is a predicted model, not a curated record.